CCGGCCUGCGAGGGUGGGGCCUGUGGCACUCAGUCCGGGUACUCAGCGCUCCCUUCCCAGCUCCGCGAGCUGAAGAGUCUGAAAGGAAAGUGGCUAGGCCUACGGGAGGUCGCCCCAAUGUCCUCCGUGCUGUCCUACGAGAGCCUGGUCCACGCUGUGGCCGGCGCCGUGGGAAGCAUGACUGCCAUGACAGUGUUUUUCCCUUUGGAUACAGCUAGACUUCGACUUCAGGUUGAUGAGAAAAGAAAGUCCAAAACUACACACAUGGUGCUCCUGGAGAUCAUUAAGGAAGAAGGCCUUCUGGCACCAUAUCGAGGGUGGUUUCCAGUUAUUUCCAGUCUCUGCUGCUCCAAUUUUGUCUAUUUCUACACCUUUAAUAGCCUCAAAGCAGUCUGGGCCAAAGGCCAACGUUCUACUACUGGAAAAGAUCUGGUAGUUGGAUUCAUUGCAGGAGUGGUGAAUGUGUUGCUCACAACUCCACUCUGGGUGGUGAACACCAGACUGAAGCUGCAAGGGGCAAAGUUUCGAAAUGAAGACAUUGUACCAACUAACUACAAAGGCAUCAUUGAUGCUUUUCACCAAAUCAUUCGAGAUGAAGGAGUCUUGGCAUUAUGGAAUGGUACAUUUCCCUCUUUGCUGUUGGUCUUCAAUCCUGCCAUCCAAUUCAUGUUCUAUGAAGGUUUAAAACGACAGCUUUUAAAGAAAAAGAUGAAGCUUUCUUCUUUGGAUGUGUUCAUUAUUGGUGCAAUAGCCAAAGCAAUCGCCACCACAGUCACCUAUCCCAUGCAGACGGUACAGUCGAUCCUGAGGUUUGGACGUCACAGACUAAAUCCCGAGAACAGAACAUUGGGGAGUCUUCGGAAUGUUCUCUAUCUUCUUCACCAGAGAGUCAAGCGUUUUGGGAUAAUUGGACUCUACAAAGGCCUUGAAGCCAAACUGCUGCAGACAGUCCUCACAGCUGCUCUCAUGUUCCUUGUUUAUGAGAAACUGACAGCUGCUACCUUCACUGUAAUGGGGCUGAAGCGCACACACAAGCACUGAGAUGCUAUCCACAGGAAAGUGUGGAGAUGCUGUAACUGGGUGUGUCUGUCCAGUGAAGAGAAGCAAGUCUCCACGUCAGCUCCUCCCACUGCAGAUGGUACUCAUGUUGAAAGGGUAAACAGGGACUCUAGCUGGACUUUUUCCAAUUUCAUUUUUAUGAUGGCUGGAUUUGGGGAUGGAGAUUGAUGUGAAAAUAUUGAAAACCUAAAAGCGAAAGUUUGUGGAGUUUACUUGUUAUUUGGGGGGGACACAAUUCUCCUGUGUAAUCUUUCCUAUCUGAAGUUUUGCUUACAUUUUCUAGCUGUUUUUAUUCCAUUAAUUGCCUCCUGGGUUCCAGAAAAAUAUAAUAACAUGUCAUUUUUUCAGAUAAUUUAAAAUGUCUUUAAUCCUGGUAUUUUCCUUAAUAUAAAAAUAAUACUACCAUUGUGCCACAGAUGUGACUUUAUUUUUGUUGGUUUUUUUUUUUUCCUCCUGCUUACUAAGAGUUAAGUGAACUGUUUAUUUUGUGGAAGAAAUGAAAAUGACUAAUCCUAAAUGAUUCUCCUACAAACUAUUUGUAAAUGUCACUUAUUCAUUAGUGUUCAGCAUAAGUUUCAAAAAUAUUUAUUUUGACACGAGCUCCAAUCAGAAGUCCC
Molecule: messenger RNA, 1676 nt
Organism: Dipodomys ordii (Ord's kangaroo rat)
Lineage: Eukaryota; Metazoa; Chordata; Mammalia; Rodentia; Heteromyidae
Gene: Slc25a17
Product: solute carrier family 25 (mitochondrial carrier; peroxisomal membrane protein, 34kDa), member 17
Exons: 9
Coding region: 118-1041 (307 amino acids)
Biological process (GO): transmembrane transport
Cellular component (GO): peroxisomal membrane
Molecular function (GO): coenzyme A transmembrane transporter activity; FMN transmembrane transporter activity; ATP transmembrane transporter activity
Source: RefSeq, a predicted model, not a curated record